AUGGCAAGCUUCACCCGGCCUGUGCCUUCGACCAUUGGUGCGCUGGGGUUCGAGAUCCUCUCCAGCGAGGAGAUCAAAUCAAUAUCAGUCAAGCGCAUUCACAAUACCCCAACUCUCGACUCUUUCAAUAAUCCCGUCCCGGCAGGCUUAUACGACCCAGCUCUGGGUGCAUGGGGUGACCAUGUAUGUACAACAUGCCGGUUAAAUUCUUGGUCUUGCGCUGGCCAUCCCGGCCACGUAGAGCUACCAGUUAAUGUCUACAAUGUUACCUUUUUUGAUCAACUCUUUCGCCUGCUGAGAGCGCAAUGCAUUUACUGCCACCGGUUUCGAAUGUCGAGGUUACAAAUCAAUAAAUAUGUUUGCAAGUUACGACUCUUACAAUACGGUUUGGUGGAAGAUGCUGCCGCUGUUGGAAAUAUGGAGCUGGAAAGGGGUACACGAAAAGGGGACGGCGAAGACUCUGAUAGUAGCGAGGAAGAGGACGAAAUGGAUCUUAUUGAUCGCCGUAAUGCUUUCGUCCGCAAGUGCAUAUCCAACAUUACAACUCGCGGAAACGAUCAAAAUCGUGGACGAAUGACUAAAAAUCCAGUAGUAGCGGAAAUGAGAAGAAAUACUGUCCACGAUUUCUUGAAGGAUGUUACCAAUACUAAGAAGUGUACAUCCUGUAGUGGCAUUUCCCCCUCUUUCAGAAGAGACAAAUACUCAAAAAUUUUUCGAAGAUCGUUACCACAAAAAGCAAAAGCCGCCAUGAUUGCAGCAGGCCUACAAAUUCCUAACCCACUCGUACUAAUGGAGGAAGCGACUCGCCUUUCUAAGAAAAGCAAAUCGAUUGGACUUAUGGAUGAGGCAAACGGAAUCGAGGAUGAUGAUUACAGCAUUAUUACUGAGUCACAUGGCGCAGAACACCAGGUAUCAAUGGGGAACGCAGUGUUGGCGGCAGCUGAAGAAAAAGGAGCAUAUGGCCGUACGCAAUCGGAAGACGCACAACAAUAUAUACCAUCCUCGGAAGUGUAUGCCUCAAUGCGAUUUUUGUUUGAGAAAGAACAGGAGAUAUUAGAUCUGAUUUACGAUUCGAGACCGGGUGCAGGCCGACGGUCGCAUGUAUCUGCUGACAUGUUUUUCAUUAAACACUUGCUUGUACCACCUAACAAAUAUCGUCCAGCGGCGCAGCAGGGCCCGAAUGAGAUAAUGGAAGCUCAGCAAAAUACAUCGUUCACCCGAAUCCUGAAGCUUUGCGAGCAAAUUAGUCAAAUCAGCCGAGAGAGGCAGGGAGAUGGUGCUGAGUCACUGUCCCGUAUUCGUGGUUAUCGUGACCUUCUCCAAGUUAUAGUUCAGCUUCAAGAUGCCGUCAACAGUUUAAUAGACCGUGAUCGAAACCCUGCACAAGGGGCGGCAGGCAUGCAAAACGAAGAUGGGAUCAAGCAAAGAUUAGAAAAAAAAGAUGGCCUUUUUCGUAAAAAUAUGAUGGGAAAACGUGUCAAUUUUGCAGCAAGAAGUGUUAUAUCUCCGGAUCCCAAUAUCGAAACCAACGAGAUUGGAAUUCCUCUUGUUUUUGCCAAGAAACUGACAUACCCUGAGCCGGUCACAGAUGGGAAUCAUGAGGUACUUCAGCAGGCUGUCAGAAAUGGCCCUGAUAUAUACCCUGGCGCUGCAGCUGUUGAGAAUGAGCUUGGCCAAGUGGUUAACUUAAAAUUCAAGUCUGCUGAUGAACGUGCUUCAAUUGCAAGCAUGUUAACGGCGUCCUCAAAUUGGAAGCUCAAGUGCUCAAGGAAUAAGAAAGUAUAUCGACAUUUAAUGACUGGAGAUGUGGUGUUGAUGAAUCGACAGCCAACUUUGCACAAACCAUCCAUCAUGGGCCACCGUGCUCGUGUUUUAAUUGGAGAAAAAACGAUUCGUAUGCAUUACGCUAAUUGCAAUACAUAUAACGCAGAUUUUGAUGGAGAUGAGAUGAACUUGCAUUUUCCUCAAAAUGAAAUUGCACGGGCUGAGGCAAUGUACCUUGCUGAUACGGAUCAUCAAUAUCUUGUUGCGACAUCUGGGAAGCCUUUACGUGGCCUCAUUCAGGAUCAUAUCUCAAUGGGAACGUGGUUUACGUCGCGUGAUAGCCUUUUUGACGAAGAAGAUUAUCAGCAAUUGCUUUACAGCUCUCUUCGCCCCGAAAAGUCACAUGUGGUCAGGGAAAAGAUUGAACUUAUGCCGCCCACAAUCUUCAAACCACAGCCGAGAUGGACUGGAAAACAGGUUAUUUCCACAAUUCUCAAAAAUAUUACUCCUGUAUCCCAGUCUGGAUUAAACUUGAAAGGAAAGUCUUCGACUCCUGGAGAUCGAUGGGACAAGGGCUCCGAAGAAAACGAAGUCAUUUUCAAAGAUGGGGAGCUUUUGUGCGGCAUAUUGGACAAAGCCCAGCUUGGACCCAGUGCCGGUGGGCUGAUACAUUCAGUUCAUGAAGUAUACGGCCAUACAGUUGCUGGAAAGCUCAUUGGCAUCCUUGGUCGUUUGCUCACAAGGUUCUUGCAAAUGCGCGCUUUUACCUGUGGUAUGGACGACUUGCGACUGACUAAGGAGGGCGACAAGGUGAGAAAACAGCAGUUGGAGAAAGGCAACACCCUUGGCCGUGAAAUUGCGCUUCAAUACGUGACCUUGGAUAAGAGUACGGCUGAUGACAAGGACGCAGAGUUACGGAGACGACUUGAAGAUGUACUACGGGACAAUGAAAAACAGGCAGGCCUUGAUAGCGUGUACAACUCAAGAUCAGCCGGCCUCUCGUCCGACAUUACGGCCGCAUGUUUGCCCCGUGGUCUUGAAAAACCUUUCCCAUUCAAUCAAAUGCAAACGAUGACCGUAUCUGGUGCUAAAGGAUCGAUGGUCAAUGCAAACCUGAUCUCCUGCAACUUGGGCCAACAAGUUUUAGAAGGCCGUAGAGUUCCAGUCAUGAUUAGUGGAAAAACGCUUCCAUCGUUCAAACCCUACGAGACGAAGCUUGUUGCUGGUGGAUACGUUUCUGGUCGUUUCCUUACUGGAAUCAAACCCCAAGAGUAUUAUUUUCAUGCUAUGGCCGGUAGAGAAGGUCUAAUCGAUACAGCUGUUAAGACAUCCCGUUCUGGAUAUUUACAGCGUUGUUUGAUCAAGGGGAUGGAGGGCUUGAAAGCAGAGUAUGAUACCUCAGUCCGGGAUGCCGCAGAUGGUACUCUGGUUCAAUUCGUCUAUGGAGAGGAUGGUUUAGACAUCACGAAACAAAAGCAUCUUCAAGACUUUGGGUUUUUAGCUCAGAAUUUCCAGUCGAUUGUCUCGCAAGUUAAUGGCAAGAAUGAGUAUGACAAAAUCGCUAGCUGUGAUGCUUCGGAUUGGAGUAGAGACGCUAUGAGGGUAGUAAGAAAAACUGGCAAGCUGGACGCUAAAGAUCCAGCAUUAACUCUUUAUCCCCCUAACGCGAACUUUGGAAGCACGUCCGAAUCCUUUACCGCUGCGUUGAGUAAAUACCGGAAAGAAAACCCCGAUAAGAUAUUGAAAGAUACUACGAAAGAAAAGACCAACCGUAUUUCAAAGAGAAACUUUGAGCGUAUCAUGAACUUGAAAUAUAUGCGCUCUGUUGUGGACCCUGGCGAAGCUGUUGGGAUUGUUGCUGGACAGUCUAUUGGCGAACCUUCAACUCAAAUGACACUCAACACUUUUCACUUAGCAGGUCAUUCUGCUAAAAACGUCACUCUAGGUAUUCCUCGCCUUAGGGAAAUUGUUAUGACAGCGAGUACCCAUAUCAUGACUCCUACCAUGUCCGCCGAUUUAUAUGAUGAAGCUUCUCAGAGGGAUGGGGAAUUAUUCGCGAAAGUUAUUAGCCGGCUCACUCUUGCAGAGGUAAUCGAUAAACUCUCGGUACACGAGCGUAUUGCUACAAAAGGUCAAAUCAAAGUAAAGCUCUACGAUAUUCACAUUGACCUAUUCCCACCCGAAGAGUACACUCAGGAAUACGCCAUCAAGGUUGAAGACGUGCUAGAAACGCUAGAGAAACGAUUUAUUCCAAAACUCGUCAAGCUUACGACGGCUGAAUUGAAGAAACGAACCAACGAAAAGUCUCUCUCCAGCUUUUCUGCUGCGCAGCCAGAGAUAGGAGCAUCUGUUGGCGUGGUUGAAGAUGGUCCACGUGUUGGCGAGGGGCGAGGUGAAGCUGACGAUGAUGAAGAUGAAGAUGAAGAUCCAGAUGACGCAAAAAGGGCACGAUCAUCACAGAACAGGUCAAACCAGGCAUCGUAUGAAGCCCCUGAUGAUGAUGAUCAAGACGUUAUACGCCGUCAGGAUACCCCAGAAGUCGAGUCUGGUGAUGAAGAUGACGAUAAUAAUGGAAAGAAACGUAAACCCCACACAUCCAAUGAUGAUGAUGUUGAAAUGGAAGAUGUUUCAGUAACGAACAAUGCUAAGGAACGCGAGGAGUCUGUGCGAGAUAAAUAUGCGGAAGUCACCAAAUUCAAAUUCGACAUUAGAAAGGGGAACUCCUGCAUUAUCCAGCUGCAAUACGAUGUCUCGACUCCCAAACUCCUUCUAUUACCUCUUGUGGAGAAUGCAGCCCACACAGCCCUGAUCCAAUUUAUUCCUGGCCUUGGGACUUGUAGCUAUGUUCCCGAAGACAAAGGAACCCGGGCUCACGUUAUCACCGAUGGAGUCAACCUUCUUGCUAUGCGCGAUUAUCAGCACAUCAUUAACCCCCAUACCCUAUACAGCAAUUCUAUUCACCAUAUGCUUACUCUCUACGGCGUCGAAGCCGCUCGAGCAAGUAUUGUGCGUGAGAUGGAUGCGGUGUUCAAAAGUCACAGUAUCGCCGUUGAUAACCGCCAUUUGAACUUGAUUGGUGAUGUAAUGACUCAGGGUGGGGGGUUCCGCCCAUUUAAUCGUAUGGGUAUUGUUAAAGAUAGUACAUCACCGUUGAUGAAAAUGAGUUUCGAAACUACUGUGAGGUUUUUAAGGGACGCUGUUCUGGAUCGUGAUUGGGACAAUCUUGCUGGACCUAGCAGCCGAAUUGUCAUGGGAAGAACUAGUACUGUAGGAACGGGUUCGUUUGAUAUUCUCGUACCUAUUGCAUAA
This is a messenger RNA of Ophidiomyces ophidiicola, 5073 nucleotides long. RefSeq lists its product as uncharacterized. The record is from RefSeq and is a predicted model, not a curated record. Gene Ontology annotation, cellular component: RNA polymerase I complex. Lineage: Eukaryota; Fungi; Ascomycota; Eurotiomycetes; Onygenales; Onygenaceae. Gene Ontology annotation, molecular function: DNA-directed RNA polymerase activity; DNA binding. Gene Ontology annotation, biological process: DNA-templated transcription. The transcript has 4 exons. The coding region runs from base 1 to 5073 and encodes 1690 amino acids.